GAUGGGACAGAACACCUGGUCAAGCAAGUGGCUACAGGUGAAAACAUCCAUAGUUUGCUGUCUAUUCUGGAUGUGCUGACGGGUCACCCAGGAACGUUCCGGAGUGUGUCUGCCAGAGCCAAGACUGACUCCACCAUCCUGAGGUUGCCUGCCCAUGCCUUCAGCUCCAUGUUUGAGAAGUUCAACGAGUCUGCUGUCAAGGUGGUCCAGAUUAUCAUGAUCCGUUUACAGAGGGUGACAUUUUCUGCCCUGCAUAACUACCUGGGGCUCAGCCAGGAGCUGCUCAAACCGCCCACUCACCCAUCGGCCAUCCCACUCACCAUCAGCCAGCCAACUCACCUAUCGGCCAGCCAACUCACCCAUCGGCCAGCCAACUCACCGAUAGGCCAGCCCACUCACCCAUCGGCCAGCCCACUCACCCAUCGGCCAGCCAACUCACCCAUCGCCAACAGCACCAGCACCACCAGCAGUAAACCUCUGACAGAACCAGGCUCCCACAUGUCAGACUUUGAUGCUGCUCUGAUGAGAGCCAGGGUCUCAGUCUCUGAUGAGAAGAGUAUUGCCACGGCUACAGAAGGCCAUCCCUCAUCAGCAUCAUCAUACCGCUCACAAACACAGGCUGAUGAGAGUCUUAUCCUGGAUCUGGCUGCUAAAGACCUAGUGCACAUUCUGGGUCUGAAGGAUCCGUCCCUGCUGGUUGGACGUAUUACUCUCAGCUAUGUUCGGGCUGGCUCCAUCUUCUGUAGACAAGGCGACCAGGACACCAGCUUGUACUUCCUGGUGAAGGGAACCGUCAGCGUGCUACAGAAUGUUGUGGGCGACUCUUCUAAAGAGGCCUUGAUGUUUCAUGUCGAGCCAGGGGAGAUCAUUGAUGUGCUGUCAGUACUGACAGGAGAACCCUCCUUCUUCACCAUGCGGGCCAGGACCGAUGCCAUCAUGGUGGUCAUCACAAAGUUGGACUUCUACAGCAUGAUGCGGCUGGAGCCAUUUAUAGUUCUCAACGUGGCCCACUGCACCGUCAAGCGCAUGUCCACCUUUGUGCGACAGAUCGACUUUGCUGUGGACUGGCAGAUGUUAGAGGCUGGCAAAGCACUGUUCAGACAAGGAGACCCCAGUGACAGCAUCUACAUAGUGCUGACCGGCCGCUUGAGGUCUGUGCUGACCACAGUCGGGGGCAAGAAGGAACUGGUCGGGGAGUUUGGGCGUGGAGAGCUGGUGGGCAUUGUGGAGGUCUUGACCCAGAAUGAGAGAGCAACAACUGUGCUGGCUGUCAGGGAUACAGAGCUGACCAAGAUUCCCUCAGAACUGUUGAACCUGAUCAAGCUGCGCUACCCACAAGUGGUGGCCAGGCUCAUCCAUCUACUGGGCACCAGGAUCCUGGGCAACAUGCAGCAGAGACACACGGUCAACCUGGCUGUUGGCGUGCCUCUGCACAGUGAAUCAUAUGAGAAGAUAGAAAGGCCAACAGUGGACAACCUGGCAACCAUUGCAAUUGUGCCAGUUUCUGAGGAUGUGCCAGUGACCAAUUUCUCCCUGGAGUUACAACAUGCCUUGCUGGCCAUUGGUUG
Candidula unifasciata is the source of this 1568-nucleotide messenger RNA. The record is from the annotation of a GenBank genome assembly. NCBI's taxonomy places the organism in Eukaryota, Metazoa, Mollusca, Gastropoda, Stylommatophora, Geomitridae.